This is a messenger RNA of Juglans regia (Persian walnut), 1028 nucleotides long. RefSeq lists its product as uncharacterized. The transcript has 2 exons. The coding region runs from base 116 to 844 and encodes 242 amino acids. The record is from RefSeq and is a predicted model, not a curated record. Lineage: Eukaryota; Viridiplantae; Streptophyta; Magnoliopsida; Fagales; Juglandaceae.
UCUUAUUAUAAAGCAUAAAAAUCAAACCCUGCACGAAAACAAUCUAACUAGCCUGCUGAGUGUUUAUCCAACAGCGGCCUCAGAAAAAGUAAUACCAGCGCAGCUUCCUUCCAAUAUGCAAACACUAUAUAUAUUCCCCCACCAACAAUCAAAACCUUCAUCAACAAUCAAAGCCUUCAUCUCUCUCUCUCUCUCUCUCUCUCUCUCUCAAAUGGGUACUUCUCAGCAGUUUUCCUCUCUUAGCUGUAAACUAACCAUCAAACAAGCAAAACAAGUGGAAUUGAAGUCCACGGGUUCUCUCUUUGUUAGAUACUAUCUUUCUGCAGGAAACAACAAAAGAAUUCGGCUUAACAGCCGAGAAAUCUCCUCCAGGUCCGAUCUCUAUUGGAACGAGUCCUUCUCAUUGGAUUGCUUUGCUACCCACGACACCAUGGACAACCUAAAGCAAGAAAACGUGGUUUUCGAGCUCCGGUGGAGAUCAAACAAAGUGCCUGUUCUUGGGAGGAAUAUUAUUGGGGGCUCAAAACUCUUGGGUAGGGCAGAGAUUCCAUGGAAAGAAGUCUAUGAGUCACCAAACAUGGAGAUGGAGAAGUGGGUCACGAUGAUUCCCACGAGUGGAUCGCGUGUGCUUGUUGAAGGUGUCAAACCACCUAAGCUGCAAGUGGGAAUGAAAGUUCAAGUUCCUGCAACGGUGGAAAAGGAGAUCAGGAGGAGAUCAAAUUAUGGGAAGGGAAAGAAAUCAUGGGAUGAGUCAUGUGGAUGCAAAGAUGGUCAUGGGCAUGGCUGCACUAGCUGUGAAGAUUAUAAUAUUUUUGCACUAGCGGCUGCUUUGGAGGCAUUUUAAUUAGGCGCAAUGACAUAUGACAUGUAAUAUUGGUUGGAGUCGACACAAGCUAGUUUGGCCUUAUUAUUGAUUUAUUAAUUGUAUUCGGGACAUUGAGUUAAUUUGUACUUAAGCGAUGAAUAUGUAUAUUUGAUGUGAUAUGGGACUACAACUCUUGAAGAGAAAUGAAAUGAGUCCAGAUUUC